Molecule: messenger RNA, 1758 nt
Organism: Mugil cephalus (flathead mullet)
Lineage: Eukaryota; Metazoa; Chordata; Actinopteri; Mugiliformes; Mugilidae
Gene: gpalpp1
Product: GPALPP motifs containing 1
Exons: 7
Coding region: 122-1162 (346 amino acids)
Source: RefSeq, a predicted model, not a curated record
GUUACUUCCUGUGUGAGAGGUCAAAUCCGUCCCUUUUUGUUUUUCUGAAGCUGUUUUCUUACUUUGGUUUACUAAAAAAUCGCUAAAACUGUCAGAAUUGAUAAAUUAAUUAGUAUCUAGUAUGUCGUCUGAUAAAAUAAUUGGCCCAGCUUUGCCACCCACGUUCCGAAAGGAGAGCCCCGAAGACUCCGAUGAUGAAGAAGGCUUUGCUGGUCCUGCUUUGCCUCCCGGUUAUAAACGGGGGGGACCCUCGAGCUCCUCAGAUGAGAGUGAACCGGAGGUGACGGUCAAAAGAGCCAAGACAGGACAUUCACCUGGAGAUGGACAUCACGCUGAGGCGAACAAAGAUGAUGAUGAUGAUGGUUUCUUUGGACCAGCCUUGCCACCAGGAUUUAAGAAACAACAGAGUUCACCAGAGAGACCACCUGUUCUGGGACCGGCUCUGCCUCCUGGAUUUCGCAGAGCAGCGUAUGAAAACGAUGAUGACGAUGGUGAAGAUGGAGAGGAUUUCCCAGGGCCUGCCCUCCCCCCGGGCUACCAGGCCGAGUCUUCCAGCAGCGAGGGAGAGGACGAGGACGUGAUUGGACCCAUGCCGGCCAAAGGGCCUAUUCAGGACUCUGUGACUGACGACAUUGAGCGCAGAGCACGGAAGAUGAAAGAGAAACUGACAACAGAUGACACUCCAGAGGUGCUGGCCAGAGAAACGUGGAUGAUGGAGCUCCCACCAGUACUGCAGCACAUUGGCUUAGGGGCUCGAACUUUUAAGAAGAGAUCAGGUCCAGAGAAGAAGGAUCGCUCAAUUUGGACAGACACACCAGCAGACAGGGAGCGCAAGGCCAGGGAACGCCUUGAGGGAAAGGGGAAGGAAGAGGCUGAGAAAGACAGCGCUCCACAAGUUCCCCGGAAAGACUUGGAAAUGGCAGAGAAAGUGUCCAAGUAUAAUGAGACUAAACGUGCCGAGUCUCUGAUGAGUUUGCACACAAAGACGAUUAAGGAGAAGGCAAAGGAGAAAGCUGACAUGCCAGUGGAGAGGAGACCAUUCGAUCGCGAUGCAGACCUGCAGGUGAACCGCUUCGAUGAAGCACAGAAGCAGCGGCUGCUGAAGAAGUCUCAAGAGCUGAACACGCGGUUCUCGCACAGCAAGGACCGGAUGUUCCUGUAGCAUAUUCUCAAACCGUAAUCAAAGUAUUUGGAAGUGCAGACCACCACUUCUAUGUGGGGAAAAGAUGCUCCUCCAUGGUUUGUAGUAUAUGAAUAUUUUUUCACUCGUGUACAGUACACCGGGUUAUCUUUCCAGACUGGAUGAUGUUUCUGUGGCUACCAUCCAGAUCACCAACCCAAGAUCUGUUAGAUUUAAAUUUAUGUCGAUAGUGUUACAGCCACAUUGAAACUGAUGUAAUGAAAUUAUUUUUAUUCAAUAUGCUGAAAUAAUUCAGGGAAAACACUUGGCUAGUUUUGUUAGUCCCACAUCACAGUUACAAUGUGUAAAUAAAUGAAUGGCAGUUGUGUAAUGCUGACUGGUUCAAUGCUGCACCUUUCCAUCUCUUUUAUUUUUAUUUUUUUCAUUAUAAGAUAAUUUUGCCAAUAUUUGACAGUCAGAGUGUCGACUGUGGUUCUUGAUUUAGCUAUAUGGUAUACUUUUGUAUGUUUGCAUUUACUGAGUAAAACCUUUGUUCUUUUCUUAAACCUGACUGCUCCUUAUCCGACUAUCAAUCAAUUACAUAAAACUGUGUGCUCCAGUAAAACCUUUUAAAAACA